This is a messenger RNA of Lactuca saligna, 1591 nucleotides long. The record is from the annotation of a GenBank genome assembly. NCBI's taxonomy places the organism in Eukaryota, Viridiplantae, Streptophyta, Magnoliopsida, Asterales, Asteraceae.
GGCGAAAAAGUAAAAACAACUGCAAAGCCACUGGCAGAUGACACACAUCCGAGAAAUGCUCCGGCCUCCGGUGAAAAUGUGGCGGCACCACCGCUCAAUCGACGUCCAUAUGACAAACGCCGCCACAAUGAGCCACAACCCUUCUCUCUAUUCUUCUCAGACUCUAUCAGUGAAGGCAUUAAUCAUCUCACUCUCAUCAAACCCUAACGCACUCUUAUCAUCACCAGGGCCACCACGUCAAUCAGUAAGAACGAAUCCCCCUCGCUCUCACAUAAACCUUCGCCGAUUAUCGUAUCCAUCAUCUUCACCAAUUGCAAUGACGGGAUGUGGGUACUUUGGUUAUAGUUCGACAUCCAGAGCUGCUAGAUGUUUUUCUUAUUUCUCGUCUUCCUCCUCGUCGCCGUCGGUGUCGGUGGCUGAUACAACUGAGUGGCAUGAACCUAUUACGGUGACCGAGGUUGAUGAUUCGUAUAAUGAUGGUGUGACUGAGGAGGACCUGAAGCCUUCAAUUCCCGUCAGAGCUUAUUUCUUCUCUACCAGUGUGGAUUUGAGAAGCUUAGUGGACCAAAACAAACCUAAUUUCAUCCCGCCUACAUCACGCAUGACUAACUAUGUCGUCCUGAGGUUUGGCAGCACCAAGCCUGAGCUUACUGGUUCGGCUCCUAGUAUAAGUGGGAGCGAUUGCUGUUAUAUGGUAGUCUUCCAGUAUGGUUCGAUUGUCCUGUUUAAUGUUCGUGAUCAUGAAAUUGAUGGGUACCUGAAAAUCGUUGAAAGGCAUGCUUCAGGAUUGCUAAAUGAGAUAAGAAAAGAUGAAUAUGAGGUCAAAGAGAAACCAACCCUGAACACAUGGAUGCAAGGUGGAUUAGAUUAUAUAAUGCUGCAGUAUUUGAAUACUGAUGGGAUCCGUACAAUUGGUAGUGUUCUAGGUCAGAGUAUUGCUCUUGAUUACUAUGUUCGCCAGGUUGAUGGGAUGGUUGGAGAAUUCACUGAUAUUAACCGUGGUAUGGAAAAAACUGGAACUUUUACAAUGAAGAGGAAAAAGUUAUUUCAAUUGGUGGGGAAGGCAAAUUCGAAUCUUGCUGAUGUCAUUCUUAAGCUUGGACUUUUUGAAAGAUCUGAUAUUGCCUGGAAGGAUGCUAAAUAUGCUCAGAUUUGGGAGUAUCUUAGAGAUGAAUUCGAGUUGACUCAGAGAUUUGCUAGUUUAGAUUUCAAACUGAAAUUUGUGGAGCAUAACAUUCGUUUUCUUCAAGAGAUCCUUCAGAACAGAAAAUCAGAUUUUCUGGAAUGGGUCAUUAUUGUACUCAUAGUUGCUGAAAUUCUUAUUUCUGUUUAUGACAUUGCUCAUAAGUCUGUUACAUCUCUAUAGCACAUUUUUGUAUAUCACUUGGAGAUAGAAGAGAGUUCUUCUCUAAACUUCCUAAUGCUCAGGUUCAAUGUCUAUACAUACAUAUAGAGGUUUUUUUACACAUUCUUUAUCAAUGUCUCAAUCUUCCUUUUUCUUGUAAAUUGAUGUUUAGAACAUGCUGUUCAGAGUAUAUUAAUCAUUCUGCUAUUUUAAAUGUAAAAUAAAAAAAAAAAAAAAAGUUGGGUG